This is a messenger RNA of Xenopus laevis (African clawed frog), 1796 nucleotides long. It is a transcript of the gene riox2.L, whose product is annotated as ribosomal oxygenase 2 L homeolog. The record is from RefSeq and is a predicted model, not a curated record. NCBI's taxonomy places the organism in Eukaryota, Metazoa, Chordata, Amphibia, Anura, Pipidae. Gene Ontology annotation, molecular function: histone H3K4 demethylase activity; 2-oxoglutarate-dependent dioxygenase activity; metal ion binding. Gene Ontology annotation, biological process: chromatin remodeling. The transcript has 10 exons. Gene Ontology annotation, cellular component: nucleolus; nucleus. The coding region runs from base 135 to 1520 and encodes 461 amino acids.
AUAUGAAUAGGAGAGGAGAAUUCACCUUGACAAAGGCUAUUAAGCGGAAAUGCUGGGGUUAAUUCUCAUUGCUGGCAAGUGUGUCCGAUGCUUGUGGUUUCUUUUUUUGCCUUGAUUUCACACAAAUUGUGAACAUGCCACGCAGAGGAAGAAAAGAGCAGGAGCCGGAACACAGCGAGCCCAAAUUAGCCAAGCGGGAUGAAGCCGACUCUAAAUCUCCUUUGGAUUUCUCAACCCCUGAAAAACUCUUUGAAAGUCUCAUCUCUCCGGUUACAAGCGAUGCAUUUUUCCGUGACUACUGGGAAACCAAAGUCCUGCUUCUCCAGGGAAGGGAUCCCGCGUUUACCGAUUACUUCCAGACCCUUUUCCGACUGUCAGACCUAAAGCACAUCGCCGGGGGUGGGAUUUACUACGAAAGGGACGUCAAUGUAUUCAAAUGCAGAGACGGCAAGAAAAUAGCGUUGCCAAGACACGGGAAAGCCACUUACCUGCAUCUCCUCAAAGACUUUGGCAGCGGGAAGGCCACUAUUCAGUUCCAUCAGCCCCAGAGGUUUAAUGAUGCCUUGUGGCACAUCAUGGAGAAGUUGGAGUGCUUCUUUGGUGCCUUGGUUGGAAGUAACGUUUACAUCACUCCCCAGGACUCCCAGGGCCUGCCUGCUCACUAUGAUGAUGUUGAGGUUUUUAUUCUUCAGCUAGAAGGGGAGAAACGCUGGCGCCUGUAUAAUCCUGUCGUCCCCUUGGCAAGAGAUUACAGUGUUGUUCCAGAGGAUCAGAUUGGAUCUCCAACGCAUGACUUUGUACUGAAGCCGGGUGAUUUGUUAUAUUUCCCCAGAGGAGUCAUUCAUCAGGCUCAGGCCCUUCCUGGUUCCUCCCACUCCACCCAUGUGACCAUCAGCACCUACCAGAACAACUCCUGGAGUGAUUACUUGCAGGAUCUUCUCCCUGGCAUAUUGUUUGACGCUGCAAAAGCAAAUAUAGACUUGCGAAGAGGUAUCCCACGGCAACAAAUCCUGAGCCUGGACACCCCCGGGGUUAUACAACAAAUCAGUUCUCUCCUAAACACGGUGGCUAAGGGGCUGGAGAGCCAUCGGCACAUACGCUCCUUCGAAAUGCUCCGAGAUUUCAUGGCAAGCAGACUGCCCCCCUUCUUGGAUAAUAAGGAACCAGGGCAAACGUCAGGCAUGCCCCCCAAGCUCAAUUCUACAGUCCAGCUGCUGUACCGGGAUUAUUCCUUUUUCACAGUAGACCACGUUGCGGAGGAAUCUAAUGCUGCGGCUGAACAAGUGGUUUACGUUUAUCACUCGCUGAAAAAUACCCGGGAGACACACAUGAUGGCAAUGCAGGAGGAAGACCGGCCUGUGACGGGCUUGCGUUUCCCUCUGCCGUAUGCGAACGCCUUAAAGCGAAUCUGGGAGUCGGAGUCAGUGAGCGUCGGGAAGUUGCCUCUGGAUCGGGACGAGGACAAAGAAAACUUGGCUCUGUCGCUUUGGACUGAAGGCUUGCUAGCCAUUGUACCAUGAGUGACUAGUCCUGCGACUCUCAGGAAUACUCUCUGCACACGGGUCACCCUCACCUUCAGCCUUAAACCUAUUAAACAUGGAAAAAGACUAAGGUAAUGCAUCUGGCACCAUACGAUGCACUUGGCACAUUCUCAGGAAAUACUUGUGCAAUGCCAAAUGCUUUACUGAAGUUUGCUCCAUCUGUAUUUCUAUGUAAAACCAAAUGAAUAUGAUGCAUAAUGUGUCUUUUUUUUAAGUUGUGUCUUUUCUUGAGAAUUAAAGGUACAAUAUGCCUUA